GUGACCUGAGCUGAAGUUGGGCACUUAACCUACUGAGCCACCCAGGUGCCCCAGCAGUGGUGUUUGUUUAGAUCCAUUAUUUGGAUUUGGAUCCAUUAGCCACUAGACUUGUUCACCAUUCAUGAAAUGCUCGAAAACCAGGGAUACUAGACAAGGGAAUGUUAAUUGAAGAGUAAGGUGAAGUCACUCUCUACAUUAAGGCCAAAUUAGUGACCUUUACCUUUUAGAUAUUUAUAUAUAAGAUGGUGCUCACAUUGGAAAGAAUCCUAAAAGGUGUUAGUUAAUUCCCUUUCAUUCUGAUGAAAAUUCUUUUCCAAAAGUUAGUUUUUCAGUGUGUAUUGGAGUAGAUCCGAAUGUUAUUUGACUGUUCUGCCAUCUGAGUUUAAGGGAGUGAGAGAGUAGGGUAGAAGAAAGAAAAGGAAGAGAAAGAAAGGAAUAGAAGGGUUAGUUAGGAAGGAAAAGUGUUAACAGUGCUGAGGAGUGGCAUUAUGAAACACAAAAAUCAGAGAGCCUGUAACCAACCAUCCAUUUCCCGAAUUAUGUUUUGUUUUCUUUUUGUGAUUUUAAGCAUUUGUGGUCCUAAUACAGUUUGAAAACCAGCAGAGCCUUUAACCUGAUAAUUAAUAUUCAGUUUUGGUAUUUCCAUGGUGCACGUGUCGUGCUGUGUGUGUGUGGGUGCAUGCAUGCGUGCAAACAGUUCCCACCAUUUGAAUGAAGAAUCAGUUGGUAGUUUUAAAAGUGAAACUCUGGUGUGAAACUGUCAUUUCCUUCAGAAGCAAUAAAGUAAAUAGUUGUCAACCUCAAACCCAAUUUUUGGAUAUUCGGAAAUUCUUUGGGGUUAUACCAAGUGGAAAGAAACUUGUGACUGACACAGUGACGAAGAAUGAGAAGACAAAGUCUGCCGAAGAAACUUUAAAAGCAAAGAAAGGAAUAAAGGAAAUCAAGGUAAAUAGUUCUUGUAAAGAAGAGGACUCUAAACAGAAGCAACCAAACAAGAAAAAGAGGAUCAUCUAUGAUUCAGAUUCAGAAUCCGAGGAGACAGUGCAGGUAAAAAAUGCCAAAAAGCAACCAGAGAAACCUAAACCUGGUAAAAUUCUACGCCAGGAUCCUGUCACAUACAUUUCAGAAACAGAUGAAGAAGAUGACUUUGUGUGUAAGAAGGCAGUCUCUAAAUCAAAAGAGAAUGGAAGAUCUACAAAUAGUUAUCUUGGAGCAUCAAAUAAGAAAAAGAAUGAAGAAAACACUAAGACCAAGAAUAAGCCUUUAUCACCAAUAAAACUUACCCCCACAUCAGUGCUUGAUUAUUUUGGAACUGGAAGUAUCCAACGAUCAGAUAAGAAGAUGGUAGCAAGCAAAAGAAAAGAGCCUUCCCAAAAUGUGGAUGAUUCCAGAUUAAAUGAUGAAGCCAUCGCCAAGCAGUUGCAGCUUGAUGAGGAUGCAGAGCUGGAGCGACAGCUGCACGAAGAUGAAGAGUUUGCCAGAACGUUAGCCAUGUUGGACGAAGAACCAAAGACCAAAAAGAUGCGAAAGGACCCAGAAGGAAGAGAAACAUUGUCAUCUGUCCAAGCCAAUUUAAGUAAAGCAGAAAAACAUAAAUCUCCUCAUAAAGUAAAAACAGAACAAUUUUCAGAUGACAGAAAGAACUGUAGUCCUAAGAAGCCAACUAAAUGUGAAAGUUUGAAAGGAUCUCAGCAACAUUUGAAGUCUUCACCUCACAAAUUAGGAGAAACUUCUCCGAAAGCCAGUUCCAAGUUGGCCCUUUUGAAAAAAAAAGGAGAGAGUUCUUAUAAAGAAACAGAGCCUAUGGUUUCAAAAAGAAAAGAAGAUACCAUUGAAUUGAAAGGACAGAUAAAAACUCCCAAGAAACCCAAACGUUCUCCAGCUAAAAAAGAGUCUAUAAGUCCUGAAGAUUCUGAAAAGAGACGCACUAAUUAUCAAGCUUAUCGAAGCUACUUAAAUCGAGAAGGUCCCAAAGCUUUGGGCUCCAAAGAAAUUCCAAAGGGAGCUGAAAAUUGCUUGGAAGGCCUUACAUUUGUAAUCACAGGAGUGCUGGAGUCCAUUGAACGAGAUGAGGCCAAGUCUUUAAUUGAGCGUUACGGGGGGAAAGUAACAGGAAAUGUCAGCAAGAAAACAAACUACCUUGUCAUGGGUCGUGACAGCGGACAGUCCAAGAGCGAUAAGGCAGCAGCUUUGGGGACAAAUAUUAUUGAUGAAGAUGGCCUAUUGAAUCUGAUUCGAACUAUGCCAGGCAAGAAGUCCAAGUACGAAAUCGCAGUUGAAGCUGAGAUGAAGAAAGAAAAGUCCAAAUUGGAAAGAACACCCCAAAAAAAUGACCAAGGAAAAAGAAAAAUAAGCCCAACUAAGAAUGAAUCAGAAUCUAAAAAAACUAGACUGACUCCCAAAAGGAACAGCUCUAUAAAGUCCGCACAAAAGGAAACAAGUUCAAUUUGGAGAUGCCUGGAUUUCGAGGAGCAGGUGGCCGGGGAGACAAAUGGCGACAGCCGGGAUAGGAACUUGGCUGAUGCCAGCAGUGAGAACAAAGUGGAAAAUCUGCUCUGGGUGGAUAAGUACAAGCCCACCUCCCUCAAGACCAUAAUCGGACAGCAAGGUGACCAGAGCUGUGCCAACAAACUCCUACGCUGGCUCCAGAACUGGCACAAGAGUCCAUCUGAAGAUAAGAAACACGCAGCAAAGUUUGUUAAGUUUGCUGGCAAAGAUGAUGGCUCUAGUUUCAAAGCGGCACUGCUCUCCGGCCCUCCAGGUGUGGGCAAGACCACCACAGCGUCUCUGGUUUGUCAGGAAUUAGGAUAUAGCUACGUGGAACUGAAUGCAAGUGACACUCGGAGUAAGAACAGUUUGAAGGAGAUUGUUGCUGAAUCACUGAAUAAUACCAGCAUCAUGGGCUUUUAUUCAAGUGGAACUGCCCGUUCAGUAGGCACGAAACAUGCCCUCAUCAUGGACGAAGUAGACGGCAUGGCCGGCAACGAGGACAGGGGAGGAAUUCAGGAAUUAAUUGGUCUGAUAAAACACACAAAAGUCCCCAUUAUUUGUAUGUGCAAUGAUAGAAAUCAUCCCAAGAUUCGUUCUUUGGUUCAUUAUUGUUUUGAUCUUCGUUUUCAAAGACCACGAGUUGAACAGAUUAAGGGUGCUAUGAUGUCUAUUGCAUUUAAAGAGGGUUUAAAGAUCCCCCCUCCAGCUAUGAAUGAAAUAAUUUUGGGAGCCAAUCAAGAUAUCAGACAGGUUUUACACAAUCUGAGUAUGUGGUGUGCACGAAGUAAGGCACUAACCUAUGACCAGGCCAAGGCUGAUUCUCAUAGAGCAAAAAAGGAUAUCAGACUGGGCCCAUUUGAAGUUGCCCGGAAAGUGUUUGCAGCUGGAGAGGAGAGUGCUCAUAUGUCACUUAUGGACAAGUCAGAUCUCUUUUUUCACGAUUAUUCAAUAGCGCCCCUCUUUGUCCAGGAGAACUACGUACAUGUGAAGCCUGUAGCGGCAGGGGGUGACAUGAAAAAGCAUCUGAUGCUUUUAAGCAGAGCAGCAGAUAGCAUAUGUGAUGGUGACCUGGUGGACCGCCAGAUCCGGAGUAAGCAAAACUGGAGUCUUCUGCCCACACAGGCCAUUUAUGCCAGUGUUCUUCCUGGAGAGUUAAUGAGGGGGUACAUGACCCAGUUUCCUGCCUUCCCCAGCUGGUUGGGGAAACACUCGUCUGCCGGCAAACACGAUCGCGUUGUACAGGACCUCGCCCUGCACAUGGGUCUCAGAACUUACUCCAGCAAAAGGACUGUAAACAUGGAUUAUCUGUCACAUAUAAGGGAUGCACUUGUACAGCCCUUGAUCUCCCAAGGGGUAGAAGGAGUACAGGACGUUAUUGCUCUUAUGGACACAUACUACUUGAUGAAAGAAGACUUUGAGAAUAUCAUGGAAAUUAGCAGCUGGGGAGGCAAACCUAGUCUCUUCUCCAAGCUGGAUCCCAAGGUGAAAGCAGCCUUCACAAGAACUUAUAACAAGGAAGUCCACCUUACUCCGUAUUCACUUCAGGCAGUGAAGACACCCAGACACAGCACAGGCCCGGCACUGGAUUCUGAAUACAGUGAAGAGUUAAAUGAAGAUGACUCUCAAUCUGAUGAGAAAGACCAAGAUUCUGUGGAAACUGAUGCAAUGAUCAAGAAAAAGACAAAAUCUUCAAAGCCUUCAAAAUCAGAAAAAGAUAAGGAGUCCAGAAAAGGAAAAGGAAAAAAUUCAAAGAAAUGAAACUUUUUCACUACUGACAGCCACUUUUUACUCACCCUGUUGACCAGUCUAGCUUGACUAGAGAAUGCCUUGUUUUUUGCAAAGGAACCAUAUUUUAGCAUAAUGGGGCAACUUGGUGGUCCCGUUACAAAUAAAUGGCGGUACCGCUAGAGGGAUGUAACCGUAGGCUAACAUUCACCUCUUAUAGAGGCUGCUGGGACUGCAUGGCUCCUCCACCGUCCCGUCAACUACGCGUGGGCUUUGGAGUCAGAUCUUAGUUAACAGUAAUAUGCCUGGAAACCCUGGGACUAAGGCGACUUUGUAGGCUUAAGAAUUUAUCCUAAUGGCCUUCAUAGGACCAAACUGAGUUUUUUUAAAAAGGUAGUUACUAUUAUGUGGUGAAAAUUUGUAAAUAAAUCAUUAAUACAAAACAGUCACCACGUAGAACUGGGUAUUCUUUGUACAUUGUCAAAUAUCUUACAAAAUAUAAAUGAGGAAUAAAAAUGUUCCAGCUGAGACAUGUACAAAUUCUUAAGAAUGUCAUUGUGUACAGUAAAACAGUAUGUUGGUAUAUUACUUUAUUUAGUUUGCAAACAGUUGGGUAAGAAGCCAACUAUAUUUCUCACUAACCAGCUGUAUAAAACAGAACUUUGGCAAUUAAUUCCCAACUUGAUCACCUCUGUAAGUGCUAUCUCUCUGCGAACAGCAUGUCAUGGAGAGGCGUGUUUGGUAUUGCUGGAGGAAACGGUGGGCUGCAAAAGGACUGCCACAUUUUAUCCCUCCAGAGGCUCAACUCAUCAGGCUCAAGCCAGGAGGGUCUGUCUUGUUCUGGCUUGGGAGAAAAUGAACCCUGGCUUUUGUUUACUUUGUCUCUGGGAGAUCUGGUUUCUGCGCUGUGACACAUUCCACAGACUGUACUAGAAGUUUAGAUUGUGCCCGUAACUGUACUUGUUGAGGGGCUCUGAGCCUGGGAACUAGCCUGGAAUUUAGUUGUCUAGCCAUUUAAAAACUUUGUCAGUAAAUGCUCAGAGGUAUGUGCUAGGAGGAUCGUAAAAUUAGGAUACUGUUUCCUCCCUUUAAGUCGUUGAUAGUCUUGUUUGGGAGGUGAGACAAAGUUCCUGUGUAUUUAGGAGAGUGAAAAAUGUUUUUCACAUAGACUAAUAAGUUCAUUAUGGGAAUGAAACAUUGCCUUAAGCUUUGACCCUCUCUUUGUUAAAGCCCAGCUUGGAAUUUCCGCUUCAGUGAAGAUAUCCUCGAUUGGCAGCUGCCCCACCUUACCUGUGGGGUGGGCAUGGCUUUCUCACGCAUGUUCUUCCAUUUCUUCCCCUUUUUAUCUGCCUACUUUUUCUUUCCUCCUCAAGAAAGGGAGUGUAUUCUCCUUGCAGUCAGAAAAAUGAAUAGUGUCCUUCACUUGUUUCUGAUGAUUUUGUUAUUCUAAAUGUUCUGUGAUUAGCGUAAUCAGUGUAUGACUUUUUUUUAGAAUCAGAGAUUGUAAAUAUGCUCUAAAGUAUGAGGAUGGCGACAUGGAUCUGCCGGAGCUACUUGGUGGCACACACGUCUUUGCAGCAAACUGCGUACUUCUUUUGAGAUCCUAUGAGGCUUGGCCCUUUGGAAGCCAUGACGAACUACUGUGCUUUAUCCUUCAUCCUGUUAAGUUUUGGCAGUCCAUUAUUCGCAGUGGCAGUAUUUGACCUCUUGAAGUUAUUAAUAAGGAGCAGUGAUUUAUGUACUAUGAGUAGAGUCAUCCUAAAUAAGUUCUGGUGUAAUUAUGCUUAUUAGUGAAUAUGUAAGGCUCAUAACUCCCCAGAUACAAUGUGCUUUACUUUCACAGAUCCCAAGUGCCUCUGCCUCUUAUUCUAACUUUACAACAUCCCUCCAAUGAUAAUGGGAAAACAAAGGGAUGAUAGAUGGAUUUAAUGAUAAUGAUUUGUAUUGUAUCACUUAGUAAAGCGUUGACUUGACUUGGCCUAUUCUCUAGCCAGCCUUUGUGGGAGGAAGAACAGAUCAUAAUGUUGGAAGCGCCAUGCAUGUGGAUACUUGGAUGCAAUGACACAUUACUGGCAAUUUGAGGUCAACCACAGGCUCGUAGUUGUCACUGGGUACCUUUGUAAUGCUCAGGAUGCUUGUGACUGUAAUUCAUAGUGAGGCUACAUGACUUAUUUUUGCCAGCUACUCAGACUUUAGUGACAUUGACCUUGGGUGGCAAGGAAGGAUAUACUGUUGUAGAAAAAUAUGGGGUGUGUGUGAUAACAGGGAAGAUUCUGAAUAAUGUGUCUUCAGGAGAAGUCAAAUGAUUUAAUUAUGUGAAAGGAAUUCCACAGUACACUAUGCAGUAUAACGACUCAGGAGAUAAAAGCUUAUGGUUUAUAGCUUCAGUCCUUCAAAUUGGUGUUUUUAUUCUAAGAAAGACUCAUUCUGCUAACUAGGCUUGAUUUUGUUAAACUUCUCAUUUCAAACUUUUAACUGUUAAUAUCUUUGCUGCUCAUACUUCAUGACAGCUGCAAAGCUGUCUUCCUUUUCUCCCUUAAAUACAGGAAAACAUUACAAAUAUCUAGUCAACAAUUUUAUUUUAAAGGCAAUAUUUCAAAAUAUAAAAGUUAUUUAAAAAGUUGAAUAUUUACAGUUAUGUCAUAGGUUACUAUUAACAGUGCAGAGCAUAGAAUAUAUAAGACUUUGAAGAGGAACUAAACAAAGUAUAAUAAGCAUCAAGGUUAUAUGUCACUGUUUUGCCACUCUACAAUGACAGUUGUACAAUAUCUGUGACCUGGAGAAUCUUUCUUUUUUCUGUAUCCAGCAACCACACAGCCUCCUGUGGAAAAAUGCUAUCUUUUCAGGAACAUUAUAUCUAGAAAAGAUUAAAAAAAAAAAAACCAUGUUUUUAGAAGCAUUUCAAGUAACUGCAGUACAUAGUAAUAAAGCUAUACCAAAGAAGUUUUUGCUCAUUUCUGGAGUGUGGAGCAAGGUGACCAAUUCAAGUUAGCAUCCUCUGGUCUAUAAUCAGUAUUGAGUUUAAAUCUUGACCUUGACUAAAAUUGUACAGACAAGCUGUUGAACUAUUAUUAUAAAGUGAGGGUGCUAAUAAUAGCCACUUUACUCAGAAGAAUGGGAAAAUGCAACAUAAGUGCUCAGCAAUCUGUGCAGACUUUUCUGAAAUGAAAUAGUUGUUAAUGGUUCCUUGUCUAAAAGGAGCCCAUGAAUAUUUGCUUCAACCUUAUAGUGACCUUUUCAAAAGAUGGUGCACAGUCAUAACUUACUAAAGCAUAUCUGCAAGUAUUUAUGAACCAUGGUCUAAUAAGACUCUGCUUUAAUGCUGGGAUAGUGUCUGGAGAGAGUCUACACAGGUUAUUAAAAAUAACAGCAAUGUCCUACUUUGGCAGAAUUGCAGAUUAUCUUCUGGCAGAUAAUAGUUACAAACCUGGGACAGACUAUUCAAAGGCAUUGGAGAGCAACUAAAGGCUGGCAGAAAUUGGAAAGGUGCCAACUCUUGAAAAAAGAGAAGUCUACUGGGUAAAAUUCAUCUUUAUAUGCCUUUGCACCUGAGGUUAAGUCCAUGAGAGGAAAAUAAAGUCAUAGUCUUACUAGCUUGUAGAGUUCGAGAACAGAGUUUCGGCUUGCCAGAAUUUCUGAAAUGUGGGGGAAAAUACCCUGAAAAGAACAUUGCCCCCAAAUCUGCUUAUAAACACCAUGUAAACCCUUGAACUUCACAGGCUUGGAAGAGACUCUCUAAUGCUGGACUGAAAGCACAGUUCCAUGUUGUGGGGAAUGCCAUGUGUCAGAAAAUGGAGGGCUACUUCUAGGAUCUGAGGGCCUCAGUACUCUUAAUGGUAAAGAAUGGAAUUCACCAACAAACAGACUGGACAAAGGCACUGAGCCUUAUGUGAGAUCACAGUCCAACGAGUUACAGCCUUGUGAGACCCUGAACAGAAGACUCUGCUAAGUCAUGCCUAUCCUGCUGACGCACAGAAAUUAUAAGAUAGGUUCUUGUUCAAGAUGGCAAUGUAGGAAGAACCUCAACUACCUCUUCCCAGACACAGUGAAUGUAUAGCUACAUAUGGAACAAGUCCUCUGAAAGAAUCGAGUCCUACACAUCACAUGAACAAGAAAAAAUCCACAUCAAACUGGGUAGGAGAGGGUGAGGAAACCUUGACAUUAAACCUCAUCCCUAGCAUGACAACACACAACCAGGAUGCAACUCACAGGUCCCAGCUUUUCCCUGAGAAGUGAAGGGAACCAACCCUAUGUUUGGUACCCUCACUUUUAAGACUUCCGUACUAGAGAUGGGCCUCCAAAACUUGUAGCGUUAAAGGGCAAUGAGACUUGUAUCCAUGAGACCUACAAGGACAUGGCAAACUAGGACAGCCCAAAAUAAGAUCACAUGGACCCAUUGUGGCUACUACCCCCAGGGCCCAGCACAGAGGCAGCAGAGUGAAAAGCACUCACUCUGCUAUCUUAAAAGCUUUGGCCCAAGGAACAGGCUUCUAAUUUAACACAUACUUAAGGGCCAACUGCAACACUCUCCAGGGGCUAGCAUCUAGGUGCUGAGUGAGAUUCCUCACGUUGGGAUACUGACAGGUCUUCGCACACCCUCUACUGGGAGCCGCUAAAAACAAAGAAGAUAGAGCCAGGGCAGUGUUGAACAGUUAGGUUCAUUUCCUACAUGAGUCCACUCCUUCAAGACUGGGAGAAGUGGCUGUUUUAGCUAAUCCAUGGAAACCACACAGAAUCCAUGAAAAUGAAGAAACAGGAAUAUGUUCCAAGCAAAGAGAUAAAACCUCAGAAAAAGAUCUUAAUGGAGAUUAAACAAAAUCUCCAUUUUUUAAAGUGAUUUACAUGAUAGUUUACAAUAAUGGUCAUAAAAAGAACUCAUGAACAAAGUGAAAAAAGUAGCAAACAAAUCACAGACUUGAAGAAUAUAUAGUUAUUGAACUGGAAAAUACAAUAGAAAGUUUAAUAACAGACUAAAUGAACAGAAAAGCUCAGUGAACUUGAGGACAGGUCAAUAAAACUCCUCUAAUUAUAGCUUAGCUUAAGGGAUUUAUAUAAUAACAUGAAGCCAACCAAUAUUCACAUUAUAAGGGUCCUAAAAGAGAAGGAAAGAGUGAAAAUUUCCCUAACUUGGGAGAAAGAAACACAUCCAGAUCUAGGAAACCCAGAGCUUUAAACAAGAUGAACCCAAAAGACCCACACUAAGACAUAAUGUAAUUAAAUUGCCAAAAGCUAAAGGAGAGAAACAACUUGUUACAUUAAAAGGGGACCCUAUAAGACCAUCGGCAAAUUUUUAGUAGAAACUUUUGCAGACUAGGAGACAGUGGCAUAAUAUAUUCAAACUGCUGGAAGAAAACAAUGCCAACCAAGAAUACUCUACCUGGCAAUAUUGUCCUCCAGAAUUGAAAGACUGUUUUCCAGAUAAGGAAAAACUAAAGGAGUUCAUCACCACGAGCCUACCCUUAUAAGAAAGGUUAAUAAAGGGGCUUCUUUAGGC
This is a messenger RNA of Suricata suricatta (meerkat), 9709 nucleotides long. RefSeq names its product replication factor C subunit 1 (gene RFC1). Bases 712 to 4248 code for a protein of 1178 amino acids. Gene Ontology annotation, cellular component: DNA replication factor C complex; nucleus. Lineage: Eukaryota; Metazoa; Chordata; Mammalia; Carnivora; Herpestidae. The record is from RefSeq and is a predicted model, not a curated record. Gene Ontology annotation, biological process: DNA repair; DNA replication. Gene Ontology annotation, molecular function: DNA clamp loader activity; DNA clamp unloader activity; DNA binding. The transcript is spliced from 25 exons.